CACACGUUUGUCUUUCCUGUUUUACUCGGCGAGCUGCUGCUGCAGCCUCACGCCUACCCAAAGACCAAACUCUCCGCUCUGGCAGCGUUAGGACUCGUGGGUCUGGCUUAUUUAUCUUGGAUAAUCUGGGUGUAUGCGUCAGUAGGAAUCUGGGUGUAUCCUCUGCUGGGGUAUUUCAGUGCUGCUGGUCUGAUGGGCUUCUUCUUGUUCAACAUGUCUGUGGUGACCCUGCUCUACCUGCUCGGGCAGGAGCUGGACGGUCGCCUCUGGAGAAAGAGCGAAGCAAAGACGGGCCUAUCGUGAGACGUUCAGGUCCAGUCUGCACCACUCCCAACAUCCCCUCUACACGUUUUCAUUUCAUUUGUUAUUUAAUAAAAAUUAACUGAAACCUG
Austrofundulus limnaeus is the source of this 392-nucleotide messenger RNA. RefSeq names its product androgen-dependent TFPI-regulating protein. Lineage: Eukaryota; Metazoa; Chordata; Actinopteri; Cyprinodontiformes; Rivulidae. Gene Ontology annotation, cellular component: endomembrane system; membrane. The record is from RefSeq and is a predicted model, not a curated record.